AUGGAAAUUAUUGAGAAAUUGCUAGACAACGAAUGUUUGGUUUGUCAAAAUCCAUCAAGAGGAAUGCAUUUUGGAGCAAAUACUUGUAGAGCAUGCGCCGCUUUUUUCAGGUAACCUAAUUUCUCAUAAAAAUUCGUAAUUAAAUAUUUUCAGAAGAGCUACAUUAUUAAAUUUGCAAUUUGAAUGCAUUAAAAAGAAUAAUAAUUGUGGUGGAGAUAAAAACAGAAGAUUUAUAUGUAAAUCAUGUCGAUUUUCGAAAUGUUUAGAAAUUGGAAUGACUUCGAAAAGUUUGUUAUUAUUUCUCAAGAAAUUUUUUUUUUUUUUUUUUUUUGCAGAAGUAAAAAUAGAUUAUGAUCCAACAUUAUCAAUGAAACAAUUAUUUGAUGAUUAUUAUACAACAAGUGAAGAAUCAAAUACAAGUUCAUUAACAAAUUCACCAAGUUUUUCGAUAUCUGAAGAAGAAGCAGCAGAAAAUGAUAUUAUAUUCAAUUUUAUACCAAAAUCUUCGAAAAAACCAAUUGCAAUUAUUGAUUUUUCGGAUUUAACACAAAAAAUCGAAGUGAUAUUUGAUUCAAAUGAAGAUAAUAAUGGAAAAAAAUGA
This is a messenger RNA of Caenorhabditis angaria, 601 nucleotides long. The record is from the annotation of a GenBank genome assembly. Lineage: Eukaryota; Metazoa; Nematoda; Chromadorea; Rhabditida; Rhabditidae.